Messenger RNA from Trypanosoma conorhini, 432 nucleotides. RefSeq lists its product as uncharacterized. The coding region runs from base 1 to 432 and encodes 143 amino acids. The transcript has a single exon. The record is from RefSeq and is a predicted model, not a curated record. NCBI's taxonomy places the organism in Eukaryota, Euglenozoa, Kinetoplastea, Trypanosomatida, Trypanosomatidae.
AUGACAGGCAAAGACGGUAAGGUUCUCGUGGCGGAUCUCCCAAUGAUGUAUCCCAGCGACUUCCUGCGGUUUGAGGAGGAGGGCGGUAUCUGGGGCCGGCAGUGGCGGGUGCGGCGCAAGCAGCUCACAUUUGCCCUGACGACUGCCACCCUCAGCACGGCGCUCGGCACCGUAUACAUCCUCUCACGCCGCAACACGGGGUUUGUCCUCUUCAGCACCUUCACCGGAUUCACGGUUCUCGGCUUCUGCGUCGGCUCUGCGCUCUCUUCGCUCGCCUACACGAAUGUUGCAAGCAACAAGGAGACGUCCAUGAUGCGCCGUGUGUGGUGGGCGAAGGAGUGCGCCAAGAACUGGGACUACUCGCAGGUGAACGAGGGCGUGUGGAAGGCGAAGUACCCGCACGCGGAGAUCCCGAAGAAGGCGUGGCAGUAA